Aegilops tauschii subsp. strangulata is the source of this 1690-nucleotide messenger RNA. RefSeq names its product thaumatin-like protein 1b. Lineage: Eukaryota; Viridiplantae; Streptophyta; Magnoliopsida; Poales; Poaceae. The record is from RefSeq and is a predicted model, not a curated record.
CUCUCCCAACUCCAUCUUCCAGCUCUCGACCGCUCAGAUAUUCGAGGAGCCGAGGCGGCGGGCGUAUGUAGGACGGUGGCUGGCUACGGACAAGAUAGAGAGACGGUGAGGGAGCCGUUGCCGACAUACGUCCAAGAGCAGACAGCCAUCAAGAUCUGCCCCAUCCGGCCCCACUUGCAGUGUCCGUUGGGCUGAUACGACCCCCUUCCCUGCUGGCUUGGGCUGCGCCGUCUAUAUAAGUCAGCCGGCCGUCCUCGCCUGGUCACCUAUCCCGGCCCAUUACAUUACACAAAAGCAGCAGAGCAUAGCAGAGCUUGGAGCUCGGAGCUGAGGCCCUGUGGACUACUCAAAGAUUGAGAGAAGAAAAUGGCACGGAGUCCAGCUCAAGUCGCUCUCCGGCUGAUCGCUCUGCUCCUUCUGCUUCCAGCUGCGUGGUCGGCGACGUUCACGAUGACCAACAACUGCGGCUACACGGUCUGGCCGGGGCUGCUGUCGGGCGCCGGCACGGCGCCGCUGUCGACGACGGGAUUCGCGCUCGCGCAGGGCGCGUCGGCCACGGUGAGCGCGCCGGCGAGCUGGUCCGGGCGCAUGUGGGCGCGCACGCUCUGCGCCGAGGACGCCGGCGGCAAGUUCACCUGCGCCACGGGCGACUGCGGCUCGGGCGCGCUCCAGUGCAAUGGCGGUGGCGCCGCGCCGCCGGCCUCGCUGGUGGAGUUCACGCUCGACGGCUCCGGCGGCAUGGACUUCUUCGACGUCAGCCUCGUCGACGGCUACAACCUCCCGAUGCUGGUCGUGCCGCAGGGCGCUGCCGCUGCCACCGCCGCCGCCAGCUCCACGGGCGGGCCCAAGUGCAUGGCCACCGGCUGCCUGGUCGACCUGAACGCCGCGUGCCCGGCCGCGCUGAAGGUCACGUCGGCGGGGGCCGCCAGUAGUGCGGUCGGCGGGAGCGCCAUGGCGUGCCGCAGCGCGUGCGAGGCGUUCGGGUCCCCGGAGUACUGCUGCAGCGGCGCGUACGGGAGCCCCAGCACGUGCCGGCCGUCGGCGUACUCGCAGUUCUUCAAGAGCGCGUGCCCGCGCGCCUACAGCUACGCGUACGACGACUCCACCUCCACCUUCACCUGCGCCGCCGGCACCAACUACGCCAUCACCUUCUGCCCGAGCACCACCAGUGGGAAGUACACCGACGAGAACCCGCAGGCUGCCGGCGUGCCGCCCGCGAACGGCACGAUGGUGUACCGCGGCGGCGAGCAGUUCUCGACGAGCGGCGGCGCCUCCACUGCCGCCCAUGCGUCGCAGCUCCUCCUCGCGGCGGCCGUCGCCGUCGCGCUGCUCCUGUAAGGGCCGGCCGGCCAUACGUGCAAUGUCGGCAACGACAUACGUACGUGCUCCCCGCCUCACCGUGUCUGUCCUUAUCCGGCGGCCCGUUCAUGGAGUGACGGAGGCAGGACAUGAGAUGAGACUCGAGCGGAGCACAAGAGAAGGGCGGGCAGGCAAGAUCAAAGGCUGACAGUGCCGCUACUGAUGGCAGAUCAAACAAGGAUAUCUUCACAUACUGAACGCAGCCUUCUAGAUAGCUUACAGUAGUGUAGUAGGCUUAGGUUAAUGUUUACUCUCUACGCUUCUUUGAUUUGUUGAGCGGAAAUGAUGAUGUGUUCAUUGUUCGUCGUGAUAAUAGUAUGAAUCAUCACUA